GUGUCACGUGUGUUUCCGAACAACAUGGCCGCUGCCCAGUUAAUAUAAGACAAAUAUCACCAAGGGAAAUGUGUGGAAUCUUUUGCAGUAUUUUCUCUUCGUCGGAUGAAACUCUUGUUAAACAAAAAGAAGUUUAUGAAAAAGUGAGCAAGUUUUUGCGGAGGCGAGGUCCAGACUCUUUUGGCCAAAGACAACUAAAUUUUCCUUUCUGCAAUGGUGACGAACAAGAGUUUUGGAAGUCUAUGGCUAAUGGCACCUGUUGUCUACUCUUGGCUGCUGCUGUCCUUCAUCUUCGUGGGGCAAAAAUAACUGUACAGCCUGUUGAAGAUGACUUUGGUAACAUUUUGGUUUGGAAUGGUGAAAUAUUGAAUGGUCUAGAGGUCACUUCUCAAGAAAAUGACACAACAAGAUUAUUGAUGUACUUGCAGUCUUCAAAUGAUAUUGAUCAUGUUAUGAAAGUUAUGAGCUGUAUUAAAGGACCAUGGGCAUUUGUUUACUAUCAAGCUGCUAGUGACUCGCUGAUUUUUGGUCGAGAUUAUUUUGGUCGCCGUAGUUUACUUUGGCAUCUCCCAUCUUCACGUGUCGACAUUUUUUGCCUCUCGUCUGUGGCAACACGAACGAUGGAAAAAGACAUUGGAGAACAGUUUUGGAAAGAGGUACCGGCUGAUGGCAUUUAUACUGUUGACAUUCGGAAACUCAAUCGGGCUUUGUGCGGCGAUGGCGACGUGAUGAAUCGUGGCAUUUUCCUUCAAAAACAUCCCUGGAAAAGAUGUGAUGAUUUUGGCUUUCCCAUGUCUCCAGUUGAUAACCAGUUCAACAAGGAUAUCUCGAGAAUUUUAUUGACUUCAACGGAAGAAAGCCUUGCGCAAGUCAAGUGUGAUUCUUCCUUUGAAAAUGCAUGUGAACAUGGAGCAUCGCCUUCUAUGCAAUGUGGCAAUGUUUUAGAUGUCUCUGUAAAUCUAAAUCGCCGUAAACUAUUGCCGUCUGUAUCAUAUGAUGAAAUUAAUUCACGUGUUUCAAAAAACGGCGCGAAUUUAACGCAUAGAGAGCAACGUAAGAAUGGGACAAAAAAGGAAUGUGAAGUUGACAGAUCUCCUUCGUCCGCUGACGCGCUGUAUGUUGUCACUGCUGAAACUGACGUGGUCGUUGCUCAGUUCAAAAAUAUUCUUAUGGAAGCUGUUCGUAGGCGUGUCUUCAAUUUACCUCGCGAAAACUUGCCUGAUUUAUCCAAACGUCCCUUUCAAGCGAAAAGCGUAAAUAACGAAAGGAAAUCUGGCCAUGUUGGCAUCCUCUUUUCGGGAGGAAUAGACUCGAUAGUGUUAGCUGCUUUAGCUGAUAGAUGUAUUCCUUCCGAAGAAGCUAUCGACCUUAUCAAUGUUGCCUUUGAGCAAAAAGUACCAGCAAUGAGAACGAAAACCAAAAGAGGAAAAGCAAAAGACAAUAAUAUUGACCAUGAACUGCACAGCUUUAAUUUUGACGUACCGGAUCGUGUAACAGGGAGAAAAGGUCUUGCUGAACUAAAGAAAAUUAACUCGCAUCGAACGUGGAACUUUAUUGAGGUGAACGUAACUUUGCAAGAAUUGCAAAAAGAACGCUCCAAUAUAAUAACGCAUUUGGUUUCGCCUCAAAGCACCGUACUCGAUGACAGCAUUGGAUGUGCUUUGUGGUUUGCUGCUAGAGGGCGAGGGAACAUGGCUUCUAUCGAAAGUUUAGAAAACCGAGAUCAACAUGGGUUGUCAUGUUCAUCAAAUACAUAUACGUCUCCGGUGAAGGUAUUACUGGUUGGGAUGGGAGCAGACGAGCAACUUGGAGGAUAUGCGCGACAUCGUUCUCGUUUUAAUAAAGAAGGAUGGGAAGGACUGAUGGAUGAAAUGCAAAUGGAAGUUGAUAGAAUAUCGGAAAGAAAUCUUGGUCGUGACGAUCGGUGUAUAUCUGAUCAUGGUCGUGAAUCUCGUUUUCCAUUUCUUGAUGAAGACGUUGUUUCAUUCCUCAAUGCUUUGCCUGUUUGGACAAAAUGUGAUCCACGUUUACCUCGUGGUACUGGAGAAAAGAUUAUUUUACGCCGAUUAGCCAAAUUACUGGGACUUAGUGGGUCAUGUAACCUUCCGAAAAGGGCAAUCCAAUUUGGAUCGAGAAUAGCAAAGCUUGAAAGCUCAACUGAAAAAGGCGGGGAAACAUGCAUGAGAUUUUGAUGGUCGAGUUGGUGCAGGUACCCGACAAUCUUUGGUCACGUUUUGACAUAGCUUUGGUCGUCGUCCUUUGUACGUAUGAACUCGAGAUGAUCUUUCUUCGUCAGGUGAAGAAAAUUUCAACUUCUUCAAAGCGGCGGAAGGAUUUCUUGCUAGUAGUUGCAGUAGUUGGGUACAUUCGCUCCCGUUGGACUUCUCUUCCGGCAUACGUUGCCGCUGCAUGUUGAGCAUUUUUUACUUAGUCUGUUCUCGAACGAAAAAGUACGAAAUGCUACGUAUAUGUCUUGCUUGUGUAUCAAACCUUCUGCAAUAAACCUUUCUAUUCAUGCA
Xenia sp. Carnegie-2017 is the source of this 2519-nucleotide messenger RNA. RefSeq names its product asparagine synthetase domain-containing protein 1-like. The transcript has 14 exons. Bases 69 to 2192 code for a protein of 707 amino acids. NCBI's taxonomy places the organism in Eukaryota, Metazoa, Cnidaria, Anthozoa, Malacalcyonacea, Xeniidae. The record is from RefSeq and is a predicted model, not a curated record. Gene Ontology annotation, molecular function: asparagine synthase (glutamine-hydrolyzing) activity.